Messenger RNA from Periophthalmus magnuspinnatus, 436 nucleotides. RefSeq names its product interferon-induced protein 44-like. The record is from RefSeq and is a predicted model, not a curated record. The transcript is spliced from 3 exons. NCBI's taxonomy places the organism in Eukaryota, Metazoa, Chordata, Actinopteri, Gobiiformes, Gobiidae. Bases 75 to 383 code for a protein of 102 amino acids.
GUCUCAGUGACUAAACACAUGUUCUGUUGUUUGUUGUCUCAGCCGGAACCCUCUGUAUCAUAAGUCCUGAACUCAUGAACAAGAUGAAAGAAGUCCGACGUGCAGGAAGAGACUUGGGGAUUCCUCACAUGUCCAUUCUUACUAAGACUGAUGAGGACUGCCCUGAGGUCCAGUCUAACAUAAGGAAUGUCUACAGAAGCAAGUUUGUGAAAAAUCAGAUGGAAAAGCUUGGUGCAUCCCUGGGUAUUCCGCUAAACUGCAUCUUCCAUGUGAAGAACUACCACAAGGAGAUCUGUAAAGAAGAAGAUAUCGAAAAACUCAUUCUGAUGGCCCUGAAGCAAAUGAUUGAUUUUGGGGAAGAUUUUGUAAAUAACUGUACUUGAGCAUAAGUAUUGAGGUUUCCAGUUAGUAGAUUUAAUCAAAUUCUUCUUUUUGC